Messenger RNA from Pecten maximus, 3571 nucleotides. Its product is annotated as MAM and LDL-receptor class A domain-containing protein 2-like. The record is from RefSeq and is a predicted model, not a curated record. Gene Ontology annotation, biological process: proteolysis. Lineage: Eukaryota; Metazoa; Mollusca; Bivalvia; Pectinida; Pectinidae. Gene Ontology annotation, molecular function: metalloendopeptidase activity; zinc ion binding. Gene Ontology annotation, cellular component: membrane. Bases 80 to 2875 code for a protein of 931 amino acids. The transcript has 26 exons.
AGAAGAUCUUGAACCUUUCAAGAAGAAGCUGUCUUCAGACCGACAUUACCGCAUAGGAAAAAAUGGCGAGGUCAAUAACAUGCCGACGUUAAAGCGAAAGAAAGAAAAGCUAACCGUACCUGACAAGAACACUUCCAUGAAGCCGAUGGCGCUAACUAGACGGAAACGUGCUUUUAUGAAAGAAAAAUAUCGUGAUUAUGUGUCCUGGGAAAACGGAUCGGUUCCUUACAUCACGACAAACAUGUGGCCAGGUGACGAAUUCCUCCCCUGGAUAGAUGAAAGUAUUUCUCAUUUCCAUGAUGAGGCAUGCUUACAAUGGAAGGAAAGAGCAGAAGAAACAGAAUAUGUUGAUUUUUUGGGCGGCGAUCAGAAUGGUUUCUGUGCAGCAUAUAUCGGCCGAUUGCAUAACCAGUCUUCGCCAAUUUUUCUUGACCAAUUGACCAAUAACUGCAAGGCGCUUUACGUCGUUAUUCACGAGAUGAUGCACGCGAUUGGUUUCGAUCAUGAACAAGGACGCCCAGAUAGGUUUAACUGGCUGAUAAUGAAUUGGGAGUGCAUUAUGUCCUUUGCCAUCAAUAACUACGUAAAGGGACCAUUAUCUACAAGCGUUGAAUUGGAUUGGACAUCUAUUAUGCAGUACAAUCCAGGAAUAUUUAAUAACUGUAACAAUAAAGGAACUAUGCAGACGAGCUAUCCCGCGUUUGAUCGACUCUUGUACAUAAACCUGAACUAUUUAACCCACUAUGACAGCCGAGCUCUAGUCGAGGCGUAUAGAUGUAACGAAGGUUGUACAAAUACUUGUACAAACGGUGGAUUUAUCCGUAGGACAGUUAACAACAAUCAGUGCCAUUGUCGUUGUCCGGAAUACCUGACUGGCCCUACCUGCGCUGAUAUCAAUAGUAAUCUUCUUAUUGACUGGGAAAUUGUCGGAGAUAAUAUGGUUAUCUGUCCCUGUGGCGAGAUCAUUGAGCUCGCAGAGGGAGAGAAAAAACAAGUUUCAACAAGUGAUCCUCAUCCUGUCGGGGGAACAUGUGUAUAUCUAAUCAAGGCUCCUGUCAACAACAGAAUAACCAUCACUAGGAAAAGUAUAGAUGUCCCAUGCACCCAUUUUGUGGAAUACAGAGUGAAUCUCAUUGACCAGUUGGGACUGCUGGAAUGUGGUUCAUCGACAUCUGAGAGGACUUUUGUAACAUUACCAAACAGCGAAUCAAAUACAGCAAUGGUGAUUCUCCAUGCUCAAGAUAAUACUAUUACCCCUGGAAGUGGUGUUAGCCUAGAAUUUGAGUCCUUCAUGUCAUACUGUUUGGAUAACCCCUGCCGUAAUGGUGGUAUUUGUGAAGAUGACGCAACCGGAUAUUUUUUCUGUAAUUGCCCACCAAACUACAGCGGGGACACAUGUAAUAUAGUUUCUGCUGCAGCUACCGUUGGAUGUGACCUACAAACGGAUGUCGAGGGAGUGUGUUGCUUCACUGAAGUGUCCAAUGGCACCGUCGAAUACUUCGAAGUCCGACCACAGGAAGACAUAACUAGCCCUUAUCUGCUGGCCUUCACUGUAGGAAUAGACAUGACAGACGAGGCGAGGCUCGAAAGCAAUGUGGAAUUUGAAGAUGGAGUGCGCUGUCUAUCGUUUGAUGAUGCUGUUUACCGUGGUGCAGACUCGAACGCUACAGUAACAAGUUCGUACCUCGACAGAAACGGGAAUGAGCAGCUGUUGUAUGAAACAGAGGAUACCAAUGGAUAUUUCGUUUCGAGGCAAGCAACUCUACCAUGGAAUCUAGAUAAGAUAAAGAUUGCAUCGACUUAUUAUGGAGGAGCAGCUGGAAUAUCCAAUAUAAUAAUCAUUCCAGGAGUUUGCGCCGGAACAACUUGUGCAUCUUUGCAAUUCCCAUUCUGUGCCAACGGUGGAACGUGUGUUGACUCGCCUAAUACUCCAACAUGUGACUGCACUAACACCAGUUUUAUUGGCGAAUACUGUCAUAUACCAGAAUCAUUCAAGUGCACGUUCGAAACCGGAGGAAACCCAUGUCCAUUUGUCAAUGUACCUGGAUCAGUCAACCCAUGGAAACCGCAAGAGGGUCCGACAAAACAAUCGGGAUCUGGGCCGACCAGAGCUUACUCGGGAGAUAUGUAUUACGCCACGGACGGAAAGUCUUCAAAUAUCAUAUCUGCGUUUACGUUACAAGAAGAUCUGAGUGUUCAGAACCGUUGCCUUGUUCUUAAUUACAACAUGAAUGGGCGGCAUAUUGAAUCCCUCAUCGUACGACAGGACGAUUCUGUCUUGUUCAGUGUAACAGGGAAUACACAAGACAAUUGGUAUACUCAAAUGAUUGAUGUAACAACCGGACCAGACUCUGAGCUAAGCAUUGAGGGAAGUUCCUCGGGGGAAAAGGGUGAUAUUGCCAUAGACGACAUAGAAAUGUUACCAUUUCCGUGCAGGAAGAUAGUCAUAUGCACGUUUGAAAUAAAAGUGAAUCCUUGCAAAAUGGGGAGAAGGCAUUGGAAAAGAGUGCAGUCUGGGACAGGACCAAAAGGUGGCCAUGAUGGAUACUACUACCUCCGAUCUCGUCGUCAAGCCGGAUCAGUUAUGAGUUUAAAAGUACCGAACAGAUUCCCCUCAGAUGAUGCCUGCUUCUCCUUCUACUACAUGUUUGGAGAGACUUUCGGGAAACUGAUUGUGCAGACUCGAUUACCAGGAGAAAAGAAACAAAGAAUAUGGAAUCGGUCAGGACAGAAUGGAGACCAGUGGCUGUUUACGUCAAUAAACAUCUCAAAUAUUACUCCUGGUCUUGAAGUGUCCAUUAAAGCCGUAGCGUCAGAUGGUCUUGGACACAUUGGUAUCGAUACUGUUACCAUGGUGAAUUCUGCUUGUCCUUAGUCCUAGAGAAACACGUGGUUUUAUUAAAAAACGUAUCGUUUUUAAUAUUUUACUCAGAUCUAUAUAGAUAGUUUAGCAAGUACCUGAACUAUAUGUAUUCUUCCGUUCAUCAAACAACCUUCGUUUUUCAUUUCCAACCAAGUCAUGAUUUCUGAAAAUAACAAAAACAUAUAUUUUACUAUGUUUGAUUAAGAUUUAUACAAUGUUAUACAUUGUAAAUUAUAUUCAAAGUGUUAAUACUUUGUAAGAGUUCGGCCCAAUUUUACAUAGUUUCCAAAAUACAUCUCUGACCAGCUGCUUCAUGGACGUCAUCAGUCAGAUUCUCUCUCAAGAAGUGUUUCAACUCCUUAUUUGGAACGUCCUAAAGGUCAACAGUGAUGAGUUAAAUAGCUGACCGCCUGACCCUAAGUUGACGUCUGCAUCUGAACAAGCUGGAAGAAGUUCUGGUCAUCUUCAGUCGUUCCACGGCAGCAUCCCUGUCUCCACCCGUGGGUGGCCCCAAUAACCGAGAACAUUACAUACCCAAAAUUAUAACGAACCUAUAUCGUGUGUAACCGGAAUACCCAAAUUUGCUAAUUAGGAAUACAUCAAUCAUUUAUAUACGUUUUAGAGACUUUACAUUGAAUUACUUAUUUUGCUUUGUAUUACAUGUAGUUGACUGUAUCACUCCAAACAAUAAAUACUUAUGUAAUGAAA